AUGUUCUUAGUCGUGGUCGACGCCUAUUCCAAGUAUCUUGAGAUUGUCCCAAUGUCUAAUGCUACUUCAACUACCACCAUAACAGCUUUACGACAUAUUUUCAGCAAUUUUGGACUACCUGAACACAUUGUUUCAGAUAAUGGUAGCCAAUUUACCAGUGAGGAGUUUCAGAAAUUUCUGAACGAUAACAAUAUUCAACAUACUACAACCGCUCCAGGACAUCCUGCAACGAAUGGAUUGGCAGAAAGGUAUGUGGGUAAUUUUAAAGAUAAACUAAAGAAAAUGGGGGACUCAGGAGAGCCAUUGCAGACAAAACUAGACCUUUUUUGCUGACGACGUACAGAGCUACCCGUACAGGGUUAGGAAAGUCACAUCAGAGUUGCUAAUGAACAGGCAACCACGGAUCCGAUUGAGUGCGCUUAGGGCGAAGCAAUCGAAAAAUGAGGUCAAAAUAUUUCAAGAUAAUCUAGAUAAUCAACCAAAGUACAGCCAGAAUCAAGCAGUAUUCGCUCGAAAUUUUGGCAAAGGAGCACAAUGGCUCCCAGGGGUUAUAGUAAAGAUAAUUAGUCCUAGAAAUUAUGACGUGAAAGUGGGGGAUGUUAUGUGGAAACGACAUGAAGAGCAAUUGCGUUCACGACACAUACCUAGUUUUGAAAACGCGGAACAAGCGAAGUCCGAGAUGGAACAAAAUUUGUUCCCAGAAACGAAGACAGAAACAAACAAAAGAGAAACAAUUCCUGCACACACGGAGGAUAGGGUACUGUACCUGUAUGGUGGCCCAUCGCUAUCAUGGAUUUUUGCAGAAGUUCAUAUUAUUUUGCAUUGUAAUUAG
Molecule: messenger RNA, 832 nt
Organism: Paramuricea clavata
Lineage: Eukaryota; Metazoa; Cnidaria; Anthozoa; Malacalcyonacea; Plexauridae
Source: the annotation of a GenBank genome assembly